GAUGAGGCCGUUCACGUGACAGACUUCCUAAGUUCAUGGCGUUGGCUAUGAAGAAGACACCGUACAUGCCUUUGUGGAACCUGUCAACGGAAGAAAAGAAAAGAAAGGAAUGAGCUGAGAAGCUUCGAUACUACCUCCCGCUGGCCAUGGCAGAUGACUCCGUCUUCGCUUUGGGAGAAAAGUUCUAUGAGGAGUGGUCGAAAGGGAAACUCCUUGCUUCCAACGGCCGGCGUUGGACUGAAAAGCCGCCCACCCAUGAGGAGGUGGCCAAGCAAGGACUCUCCACUGUGACUGAUAGCCAGGGGCCGAAGAAACACGUCUGGUACGUGAAGCUGGACGACCCGUCGUUGAAAAAGGGCAAGGGGAAGCCAAAGAAAGGCGCGAAGGAGAAAACUUUCUACGUCCAAGUUCCUGAGCCGGAUGUCCACUGCUGGAAGGAAUUGGUGGACUUGACGGACCGCGAGAAGAAAAGACUGUUGAACGGCAUCUUGAACCUUAAUGUCGUGUGGGUUCAAACGAGUAGCAAGAAGUUGGCCGAACAAGGGAAGUUUACUGUCAAGGAGAUGGUCGACAUAAUAAAAAUGGACCGGAUUAUGUUGAGGCUAUGGCACUACGUGGAGUUCGAGUACGAGAAAAUGGAUAAGCGGGAGUGGAAUGCCAACUCCACGUUCUUCAGGUCCAAGAAGCAACUGUUUGAAGAGUUCAAGGACAAAGGUCUCGACGACAAGCUUUGGAACGAGAGCAGGAAAUUUUUCACGGACUCCACGUACGUCAACAAGUGCCCUCAGUUUCUCGGGUGUCAACACGACAACAACAUCAAGAGAACGGCCGCCCUCGUCAACGACCAGCAUUUCCCGGCAGAGUGGAAGCGUCUCGUCCUUUCAGGGAUCACUAGAGAUCGCGCCAAAGGCAAAAAAAGCCCUCGAGGCAUUGAUGAAUGCAUUAACAUUAUGUGGACUAGGACAAGCGCCUUGACGACGCUGGCUCAGUUUAACGUCGACCCAUUGAGUGCCAUAGAUCAUAAGGAGGCGCUGGGGAAACUAGGGCAUCAGCUACGCUCCCACACUUGCGUGCUCGACUUGUGCGGAACUGUGGACCUUGCGCAAUGGGACUCUGGGGCAUUCACGUCUCUGAGUGAGUUGUUGGGCUUCGUUUGUCAGGACUACUGGACAUUGGUGGUAUUCGUUCCCUGCCUGUGGAACCUCUCCUUCAUGACAUCUUUGUCUGUGCUUGGGGCUACCCGAUGCUACACGGGGAAGUGGGUUCGGAAGACGGCAGCGAAGAAGACGCAUCAGUUCGAAAACAGCAUCUGGGAGGAGCCGGAUGUGAUGCACAUCCUUUUCAAAGGCGAGGAUCCUCGGCUACUGACUCACCCGGUGUACGAGGGAGCUGUUGCUAAAGACAACGACGCCGCUCUCCGGAGGAAACAGAAAGUGACACCCACGGAUGUGGAGGAGAAGUCUUUCAAGUCCUUGACCUUCGCGGACAUCGGAAACCUCACCCAGAGGGGGGCUCUGUACAAGGACGGCGAGCGGAAUCCGAAUCAGUUAUGCAAUCAGCUUCUUUUCUUCUGUGGUGUGGCGGAUACCGUGCUGUUCUUGGGCAAGCCGCACGCGCAGGUGGUGUGGAGUCUGCUUCAGCAGGGAAGGCAUGUCUUGGCCAUGGAUGGGGAAACACCGCAGCUCGAAUACACCGUGCAGUAUAUCACCCAUGAAGUGUCGUCCAAGGCUUACCCAUGCGAUUUCCACCAUGUCGUGGUCAAGCCCGUUUAUGACCGGAACAAGGACAUGUUCUUCAAGUUGACUCCGAAGAAAAGGCGCCAGGUCUACUCCUUCCUUUACGGCAAACAACCAAGGUUGAGAUUUGACCCGCAGUACGUGGUGCGGUAGGAAGUCGCCAUUGCGGUCCUCCAGGGCUACCACGGAGCGAGUCGGGCCGGCGCUGUGAGCUUCAUUAAGA
Messenger RNA from Chara braunii, 1959 nucleotides. NCBI's taxonomy places the organism in Eukaryota, Viridiplantae, Streptophyta, Charophyceae, Charales, Characeae. The record is from the annotation of a GenBank genome assembly.